Molecule: messenger RNA, 2865 nt
Organism: Rotaria sp. Silwood2
Lineage: Eukaryota; Metazoa; Rotifera; Eurotatoria; Philodinida; Philodinidae
Source: the annotation of a GenBank genome assembly
AUGACUUGUUGUUCGGGUAAAAAAACAGAUGGUAAAGAUCCACAACUAACUAGAAUUGAGUAUUUAAUUACAAUAAAAACAGGUAAUUAUGAAAAUUCAACUACAAAUGGACCUGUCUAUAUAAAAAUUUUUGGUCAUGAUAAUAAACAAACUGAAGAUUUACUUUUAACGAAUUCUUCUAAUGAUAAAUCAUUUCAAGCAGAUUCAAUAAAAAAAAUUUCGGUUAAAGGUGCUGAUAUUGGUAAACCACAACGUAUUAUUAUUCGACAUGAAGAUAAUCAAAAUGAAUGGUUUAUUGAUUAUGUUGAAAUAUCAGUUCAUGAAUUUUUUGUUAAUCGAUGGUUAAGUGCAACAAAAUAUGAUCGACAAGUAUCCGUUGAACUUUUUGGUUCUGAACAACCAGCUGCUUUAUAUAAUGUAGAACUUCAGACGAGUAGUGAACAAACUGAACCUCUAGAUUCACCAGUCUAUAUACAAAUACACGGAACAACAACAAGAACACCAAAAAUUUUCUUAGAACCACAAAAUGGAUCAUUUACGAAAGAUUCAACAGCAAAAUUUGAUAUUUCCAGUAAUGAUGUUGGAGAGAUUCAAAAAAUUGUAAUUGGACAUGAAGGUAAUGGCACCGUUAAUGAUUGGCAUUUAAAAAAUGUUAAAGUACAAACAAGCGCAGAACAACAAAAAUUUACUGUUAAUAAAUGGUUAAGUAGCACAAAAGAUGAUCAACAAUUAUUUGUUGAAUUAAAUCGUGACGAGAUACCUUCACUUGAAAUCUAUUCGGUGACGAUACAAACAGCAGAUGUUCAACAAACUGAUACAAUAGAAAAUAUUGAAAUGAUUAUUCAUGGAUCAAAUGGACAAAUUGAUAAAAUCUUAUUAAAAGAUCACAUUAAAUCAGACGAACAACAAAUUUUUCAACAAGGAAGUUUAGAUGAAUUUGAAAUAAAAGAUGAAGAUAUUGGAGAUAUUGAAAGUAUUACAAUUGGAUUUGAUGAUAAUGAACAAAAAUCUGCUUGGUUAUUAGAAUCUGUCAAUAUUAAAUAUAAAGAAAUAGUUUAUCAUUUUCAAGCACAAUGUUGGCUAUCAAGUCGUCUAGGAUCUAAUUUUAGUUGGAUAACAAUCAAACCUGAUACAAAUAAUGAUAAUAUCAAUUACAAAGUAAUUAUUGAAACGGGUGAUUCUCAAAUUGAUGCUAAUGUAAUAUUAUGUAUUUAUGGUGAUAAAGAUACAACAAAAAAUCUACCUUUACGUACAAUAAAAGAUGGUACACAAGCUAAAUUUGAUAGAGACAGUCGUUUAGAAUUUAAUUUAAAAGCUAUUGAUGUCGGAAAAAUUGAAAAGAUUAAUAUUGGACAUGAUGGUAAAGGUAAUGAACAAAAAUGGUUUCUUAAAGCAAUUGAAAUUGAAAAGAAUGAUGAAUAUUAUUUAUUUAAAGCUUAUCGAUGGUUAAGCGAAGAAGAAGAAAAUUUUAUUGAUCUUUUAUCAGAAGAAACACUUGACAAAGAUCAAACUCUGUAUAGAAUUAAAAUUGUUACAAGUUCAGAGAAUGAUUCAGGUACAGAUUCAAGUGUAUUUAUGAAAAUUUAUGGUGAAAAUGAUCAAACAAAAAGAUUUCAAUUGAUUACAACUGAAGAAGAUUCAAAAUCAUUAUUCAAACAGGGUAAAACAGAUCAAUUUGAUAUCAAAUUAAAUGAUGUCGGAAAUAUAAAAAAAAUUAAUAUCGCACAAGAUGGAAAAGGUCUUCAUCCAGUUUGGCAUCCCAAAACCAUACAAAUUCAAAAGGGAUCAGAAAUUUACAAAUUUUAUGCUGAUAUGAUACUAGACUUGUCCAUGUUAGAUAUUGACCUAACACCAAUACCACGGAUGCAACCAAGACGUUCUGAACCUAUCCAAAAAGAAACUCCAGAAAGUACCAUACCAAAGAGCGUAAUAAAAGUAAAAGUUUUGCUACGAUUUGGUUCACUUCAAAAAACUUCAAUUGAUGAUGGAAGUAAUUUAUAUAUGAUUAUAGUUGGAGAAAAUGGUCAAACAAAAAAAAUACCAUUAUUACCGAAUAAAAAAGGUGAAAUAGAAUUAAAAACAAACGAUGUUGGAAAAAUUUUGAAAAUUUUUCUUGGACAAGAUGAAAGUCAACAACAAGCUAUUUGGCAUAUUGACAACAUAAUAAUUAAACGAGGAAAUGAAAUAACAACAUUUAAUGUUGGACGUUCAAUUGAACAAAAUAUUAAAAUUGAACUAACACCUUCACCUAUUCGAAAACCUUCUGAACCCCCAUCAAUUGAUGCUGAAGCGAAAGAUGUUGAUUAUGAAAUAAAAACUACUACAGGCGAAAAAACAUAUGAUGGAAAAAUAACAUUUAAAAUUCGUGGUGAAUUUGGUAUAAUUACAAUUCCAUUAUCAAAAACAAAAAGUGGUGAAAAACCAUUUCAAUCAAAAGCUACUGAUGAAUUUACAUGUCGAACAACUGAUGUUGGAAAAAUUAGACGACUUAUAGUUGAAUAUAAUGGAACAAAAAAUGAUAAUACUUGGCAUUUAAAAAAACUUCAAAUUAUUAAAGGAAGUGAAGCUUAUACUUUUAACGCUAAUAUACGUCUUGAUUAUGAUGAAAAUAAAGUUAAUCUUUAUCCUGUUGAUCAAAGAAAAGAAGAUUAUGUACAAACUGAAUUACGUCGUUUAAGAGAAAAUCUUCAUAAUGAAUCAGUAAAAAUGCGUCGACCACUACAUAAAGCUCAUGAACCAUUUGUUUAUAAUGAUUUAAGACCAUAUUUUGACACUAGUGGUGUUGAAAAAGCGAUCCAUGAAUCGGCUUCAGUCCUACAACUUUGUCUUUCAAUGGCUGCACCUUAUGCUAUUUUCAGACGCUGA